Messenger RNA from Lycium barbarum (goji berry), 2009 nucleotides. RefSeq names its product bZIP transcription factor TGA10. Gene Ontology annotation, molecular function: DNA-binding transcription factor activity; sequence-specific DNA binding. The record is from RefSeq and is a predicted model, not a curated record. Bases 325 to 1809 code for a protein of 494 amino acids. Gene Ontology annotation, biological process: DNA-templated transcription; regulation of DNA-templated transcription. Lineage: Eukaryota; Viridiplantae; Streptophyta; Magnoliopsida; Solanales; Solanaceae. The transcript has 11 exons.
GAUAGUAUUCUUCUUUCUUUUUUCCUCAUAGUCUUCAGUGAUUUCACCGAGUGGAACCGUUUUAGAAAGAGAAAGAGAGAAGUCUUCAAAAUAUUGUUCUUUAUCAUCUUCUUCUCCAGUUUUUGUCCUCAUUUAAAAUUUAAUUCUUCAUUUUCUUAUCCUCUCAAAAACCUUAGCCGUUUGGUUUAAUAUACAUAUAGCACCACCGACUGGACUAUCUUUCCUCUCUUUGGGUUUAUCUGAUUAUGGUCAUGUCUAUAAGUAGCUCUCUAGUGGAAACAAAAAGAAUAGUAAUCAUCAUCACUUCUAUAUACUAUUUGAGGAAUGGGUUUUGAACCUGAGCAAAAAAAUAAGCUUUUUGUUGGUGUUGGUGUUUCUUUCAUGGAGUCUUCUAACAAAACCAACGAUCCACUAGAGAGUAAUAAUAAUGAUCAGAUUUCUUCUGGAGAUCAGCACCAACAACAGUUUUAUCAAAUUCCUCCUCCUCAUCAUCAGCACCAGCAAAAUAAUCAGAUAUCUUUCGGAAUGAUGCAGCAAUCAUCUUCUGCUAGUAUUCAUGGAAGCUUCUUCAAAGACAGUGCUGGAGCUUAUGAUUUAGGUGAACUAGAUCAAGCACUCUUUCAAUAUCUUGAUGGCCAAGACCCUUCAUCAAUCCAUGUCCAAAGACAGAUGAGACCACCAACUCUGAACAUAUUUCCAUCUCAACCCAUGCAUGUCGAGCCAUCUUCAACAAAUAAGAUGAAUACUGGAUUAGUUUCUCCAGCAAUAAGUGGUUCCAAGAAAUCAUCUCAGCCGUCCAUGGAGUUAUCUAACCCCAAAAAUAAUGACGUUCCUUCUGCUUCUGGUCCUGAACAACCAAAAGUUGCUAAGCGAGAGGGGAACAGGAAGGGUCCAACUUCAAGUUCAGAACAAGAUGGACCGAAAAUACCAGAUCCAAAGACAUUGAGGAGACUUGCUCAGAAUAGAGAGGCAGCAAGGAAAAGUAGACUAAGGAAAAAAGCUUAUGUUCAACAGCUAGAAUCGAGUAGAAUCAGGCUUACUCAAUUAGAGCAAGAACUACAAAGGGCUAGAGCACAAGGAUACUAUUUUGGCGGAACUGCCGUUUUAGGAGGAGACCAAAACCUUCCAGUUAAUAUGGGCAGCAUCAGCUCAGAUGCUGCAGUUUUCGACAUGGAGUAUGCAAGGUGGCUGGAGGAACACCAUCGACUAAUGUGCGACCUUCGAAAUGCAGUGCAAGAGCAUUUUCCAGAAAACGAGCUUCGAAUCUAUGUCGACAAUUGUGUAACACAUUACGACGAGAUAAUGAACCUCAAGAGUAUGCUUGCAAAGUCUGAUGUCUUUCAUCUUGUUUCUGGUAUGUGGAAGACUCCAGCUGAACGUUGCUUCAUGUGGAUGGGAGGCUUUCGUCCAUCUGAACUCCUCAAAAUUAUCCUGAGUCAGAUUGAGCCAUUAACAGAACAACAACUCCUGGGCAUUUGCGGGUUACAACAAUCAACACAAGAAGCAGAGGAUGCUCUCUCACAAGGACUUGAAGCUCUAAAUCACUCUCUCUCAGACACCAUUGCCUCUGAUGCAUUGUCUUGUCCUCAAAAUAUGGCCAACUACAUGGGCCAAAUGGCUCUUGCCAUGAACAAACUCUCCACUCUUGAAGGUUUUGUUAGACAGGCAGAUAAUUUGAGACAGCAAACAAUACAUCGGCUGCAUCAAGUGCUCACGACUCGUCAAGUCGCUAGAUGCUUUCUGGCAAUCGCUGAAUAUUUUCAUCGGCUUCGAGCUCUCAGCUCUCUUUGGCUGGCGCGCCCACGAUAGGAAUAAGAGUGAAAACACUUUUAAUUACAUAAUCAGCUGGGCUUCUAUAAUUUUUCCUUAUCUAUUUCCCUUUCAUUAUUUAUGUUUUGCUUCCUUUUUAAUUUCCAUCCCGUUAACCUUUUUUUUUUUUUUCAUAGAGAUGUAUAGUUAGACAAAACAAACAACUAGAAUAAAAUUAUAAACUAGAAGCUGUUCAUUUU